This is a messenger RNA of Salmo salar (Atlantic salmon), 2610 nucleotides long. The record is from RefSeq and is a predicted model, not a curated record. NCBI's taxonomy places the organism in Eukaryota, Metazoa, Chordata, Actinopteri, Salmoniformes, Salmonidae.
CUCUGCAACAAGAAUUGCAAAGUAGAAGCCCAUUCCGUCAGAUGGUGUAUCCAAAUACCCCAGUUACUACUACUACACCAACCACUACACUGCUCCCAACAACAACAAUACCACAUACAACAGAAAGAACAACCACCACCCCAAAAUAUCCAUCUGAGAAAAACUGUGACCAUGAACUUCCUCCAAGACAGAAUGGUGACAGCUGGAAACAUAACCAGUGCACCAACGGAACAUGCGCCAACGGGAAAGUUAUUUAUGAGCAUGUACAUUGUGAGACUCCGAAGCCUAUUGCAUGUGAAAAUAACUAUCCUCCAAUCAAAGUGUAUGACGAAUCUGGAUGCUGUUUCCACUAUGAGUGUCAAUGUAUCUGCUAUGGUUGGGGAGACCCUCACUAUGUCACCUUUGAUGGAACAUACUAUGGCUUCCAAGGAAAUUGUUCUUACGUCUUGGUCAAAGAAAUCCUGCCAAAGUACAACUUCAGUGUUGUAAUCGACAAUUACUAUUGUGAUGCCCCAGAUGGACUUUCCUGUCCUCAGUCUCUGACAAUUUAUUAUCAAUCUUAUGAGAUAUUCAUGACCAAGAAGGACGUUGAUGGAGUUUUCACAAGUCUGAUUUAUGUAAACCAGCAACGCAUCAUCCCAGCAUAUGAGACCAAGAACUUCCGCAUCACAGACAACGGAAUUGAGACCCUUUUAGUCAUACCAGCAAUUAAUGCCAAGGUGUCUUUCACUGGUCUUAUGUUUAGCAUAUACCUGCCCUGGGACAAGUUCAAUGGCAACACUGAGGGACAGUGUGGUACAUGUGACAACAACCGGACAGAUGACUGCCGCUUGCCAAAUGGGGCUAUUGAUUCAUCUUGUCCUGACAUGGCACACCAAUGGCAUGUUGCUGACCACAAUAACAGUCAGUGCACACCACCACCAGAGCCGACACCAACACAACCACCAGGCUGCGAUCCACCCAUUUGUUAUCUCAUUCAAAGCAAGGUCUUUGAGAGUUGCCAUAAGAUAAUCCCCUACGAGCCAUUCAUUGUGGCAUGUAUCUUUGAUGCGUGUUAUAUGGAUGAUGUUACCAUUGGCUGCACCAGCUUGCAGACCUAUGCUGAUGCAUGUGCACAAGCAGGAGUCUGUAUUGAGUGGAGAAAUUAUACAAAUGGACAAUGUGACUUCACAUGUGAGAAACCCAAGGUUUAUAAUGCCUGCGGUCCACAAGUUGAACCAACCUGUAAUGCCUGGUACAAUUUCAAAUUCAUCCAGACUCAAAAUGAGUUCAGUGUCAUGGGAGAUAUACAAUUGGAGGGAUGUUAUUGUCCCCCUGGUACCACUCUUAUGAGUUCCAGCUCAAACUACUGUAUCCCCAGCUGUGAUAUUUGCCUGUUGCCAAAUGGAGAAUGGAAAGAGGCUAAUGAGACCUGGGUGAGCAACUGCCAGGAGUGUGUUUGUGACCCGUACAGUCUGGAAAUCCAAUGCCAGCCUGUGGCAUGCCAACAUCAGCCUCCUCUCACCUGUGAUCAGGAGGGCCAAGUUAAGGUCGUAGAAACCGUUGACUGUUGUCAAAAGGACAAAUGCGAGUGUGAUGUCACACGAUGCUCUACUUCCAAGAUAACUUGUCCAGUCGGAUUCGAGACAGAGGCAACUAUGGGAGUCUGCUGCCUAACUUAUCAAUGCGUGCCAAAGGAUGUCUGUGUGUUUAACAACACUGAAUAUCAGCCUGGUGCCAAUGUUCCUGAGGACAAGUGUAAGAAUUGUGUGUGUGGUGACAGUGUGGAUGCCCAAGCGCAUCUACAUAUCAUUGAGUGUCAACCUACUGAAUGUGACACUCACUGCCAACAGGGCUAUGAUUAUCAAGCCGUUCCUGGUCAGUGUUGUGGGAAGUGUGUACAGACAAGCUGUGUGGUUAUGCUGCCAGAUAACACCACACACACUAUUCAGCCUGGUUCUGUCUGGAUACCAUCUGGAGACAAGUGUCUCAAGUAUGAGUGCGUAAAUAUUAUGGACCAACUCAUCCCAAUCCAGGCUAAGACUGUGUGCCCUGACUUCUACCCAGAAGACUGCAUACCCGGAACUGAAGUUGUUGCUCCAGAUGGUUGCUGCCAUGUCUGUAUUCCAAUAACUAAGCAAUGCAACGUGACAAAGGGCAAAGUGUACCUGGACAGCAAUGGCUGCAAGUCUGCAAACAAGGUGGAAGUGACAACAUGCGGUGGAUCCUGUGUCACCUAUGCCAUGUAUUCUCUUGAGGCCAACAUGAUGGAGCGCUCUUGUACCUGCUGUCGGGAAGAAUCCACCACCAAGAAGGAAGUGGAGAUGAUCUGCCCAGACGGGUCAAAGUUCAACCACUCCUACAUCCACAUCAAUAAAUGUGGCUGCCAGAGGACAGAGUGCGUGACCCCGGAGGCGACCCAGGUCACAAGGUCACGACGCAGGAGAAGAUGAAUGACUCUCCACUGCCAUCCCGUUACUGCUUAGAUUAGUUUUCUACUUAUGUUCAACUUGUUCACUUUCCUGCAAAGUAAUCUGCUAAACGUAGGAGAAAUAGUUUCAGCUUCUUAUUCAAUUUUUAUUUAAUUUUAGCCAAAAUAAAGUUGGCAAUAGGCUAUGCAUAUGUACCACA